UUUAUUUAUUUAGCAGACGCUUUUAUCCAAAGCGACUUACAGUUUAUAACCUAUAGGGCAUGUUGUGAUCUGUGGGGGAAACCGGAGUACCCGGAGGAAACCCACGCAUGCAUGGGGAGAACACGCAACUCCACGCAGAAUGAAAAUAGGAAGGAACCUCCGCCAGAACCAGGACAGACUGACUGAGAGGGCUAAGGACAGCGAUGAUGAUGAGGAGGUGGUCCAGGUCGACAGGGACCACUUCAUGGAUGAGUUCUUCGAACAGGUGGAGGAGAUCAGAGGCUGUAUAGAGAAGCUGUCAGAAGAUGUGGAGCAGGUGAAGAAGCAGCACAGUGCCAUCCUGGCUGCCCCCAACCCUGAUGAAAAAACCAAGCAGGAGUUGGAGGAUCUCACAGCUGACAUCAAGAAGACGGCUAAUAAAGUUCGCUCAAAAUUAAAAGCAAUCGAACAGAGUAUCGAGCAGGAGGAGGGUCUUAACAGAUCAUCAGCGGACCUUAGGAUCCGUAAGACACAGCACUCAACGCUGUCACGUAAGUUUGUGGAGGUGAUGACUGAGUACAACACCACGCAGUCCAAGUACCGCGACCGCUGCAAGGACCGCAUCCAGAGACAGCUGGAGAUCACUGGAAGAACCACCACCAACGAGGAGCUGGAAGACAUGUUGGAGAGUGGCAAACUGGCCAUCUUCACUGAUGAUAUCAAAAUGGAUUCUCAGAUGACCAAACAGGCUCUGAACGAGAUCGAGACCCGGCACACCGAGAUCAUCAAGCUGGAAAACAGCAUCCGUGAGCUCCAUGACAUGUUCGUGGACAUGGCCAUGCUGGUGGAGAGCCAGGGUGAGAUGAUUGACAGAAUUGAGUACAACGUAGAGCACUCUGUGGACUAUGUGGAGCGAGCCGUCUCCGACACCAAGAAGGCCGUAAAAUACCAGAGCCAGGCCCGCAAGAAGAAGAUUAUGAUCAUCAUCUGCUGCAUCAUCCUCGGCGUGGUCCUGGCAUCGACCAUCGGUGGCACGCUGGGCUUCUAAAGACGUCCCCCUAUCUGCUGCCAUGACAACCGACGCCGACCAACCGACAGCCAGCAGAGAAAAGGAACAGCAAUGACAAACACAAAAACUUGAAACACAAAUGCAAGACAGAAAACCAAUCAACUAGGAAGAAAUAAUUUAAUCACAGAUCAGAAGAAUCACCACGGGUUUGGGUGGGGUACAGAAAACAAAGACAUCACAUUAUAGCUGACCUAUCUACACAACGUAUAAAGGAGAGGGCACAAAUAUUUAUUACCGAUGUACAUGUAAAUGUAUUAAACAUAUGAAGCAAAAGAAGGGUUGGCUACCUGUAAAAACAACAAUCGAUUGCAUUUGCUUGUUUGUUUUUCUCUUAGUAUUUUUUUUUUAACUUUUUUGUUUGUUUUAUGUUUGUGGGUCUCUGAGGAUAGUGCCAGCUGCUGGGUGGGAGCGCUCCGGGAUGAAUCAGUUGUUCAAGUCCUCACGUUCACUUCUGGAAACAAAAAAACCUUUACUGUAGAAAAAACCAAACCAAAACAUUUUUAAGAGAGAUAAAAGGUCAGCCCGCGGUUCUGUUCUGAAACAUCACGCCUGACGUCUCAAUAGUCAAUCUCUCCUGUCUUUCACCGUGGUCAGCCUAUUGAUUCACCCAAUCAGAGAGCAAGAGGAGGGCGGGCCAAUGGUCAUCUGACUAAUCCGACUGGCCAUCAGCAGAAAGGGUAGGGUUUGACUCACUUACGGGUUGAUGGAGUGUUAAAAGUGUUAAAGGGGGGUGGGAGGAGCUAAUCUAUGCAUUAAGAUAAAAGGAAGGCGAUUUGGACCACCUACCUGUAACAAGUUAACCAAUGAGAAUCAGGGAUUAGCCUCAUCACUGGUUGCUGUGGAAACAGAGGUCAUCCUCAGGCUUCACAGCUGGAAGGUUCAACAGAAGCAGAGAGAACCCGUUAGAAGGUGGAAGCAGCGAUCCGGUUUCUGACGGGAGCUUCUGAUGCUUUGUGUUGCGCUGCUGCAGUGGUGAUGUGUGACUCUGUAUCAGCCCGAUGUUGUGGUUGUGUCUCCGCAGACCUCUCUCUCUCUCUCUGUGUGUGUGUGUGUGUGUGUGUGUGUGUGUGUGUGUGUGUGUGUGUGUGUGUGUGUGUGUGUGUGUGUGUGUGUGUCACAUAGAUAAGGUGAAGGAGUGUUCAAGGCCUGUUUCAGGGAUCUAUAUCUGCACUCAGCGUUAAAGUCUGCUCAUUUAUGAACCAGUGUAGUAGGCGCCUAAAUCUGGUUUCCUGAAGAGUCCCACAUCCUUUUUUUUCCAGUUCUUUAAAAAGGAAGCUUUCAGCAAAUUGUUGGUGGGACCAUAGUCAAAGAAAUUACAUUUACCCCGAGUUUAGUGGUUAGCUUUAAAUGAUCGUGAGAUCAGUAAGCGUGUGUCUAAGCGCUGGAGCAACACUAGCGUCACACUGUCUGAUCUCCUCUGGAAGGUGAAGAACACACCUUCACAUGAUGAACGCUUGUUUGUGGACACACAACUGCCCCAUCACACGACUUCAUGCGUUAGCAUUAGGCCUAGCUGCUUUGCAUGCUGUAGCAUUAGCUCGUGUUUUUGCAGCUUGAGUAGAAGCUUGUUGACAAUAUUAUCACCUGUAUUCUGAUAUUUUAACCUGAAAAUCAUCGUAAGUGAGUCUAGUCUGGUGUUUGGAAAAAGGUGUCUGAACGUUUAAGAAAAAGCUAGUGGUCUGUUGCUAGCUAGAUAGCUAAAACACAAUGAAAAGGAGAAUUCUAGUUUUACAAAUUUACAGACAUUAAAAUUAAGAAUGUCCUUUAAAACUAAUUUACAAGAUUGUGUCAGCAUUAGGUCAUAUUUGUGACUAUGAGAAUGGAACGCACUCGUCGGACACAUAAUGCUAAAUUAAAAGCUAGCGUACUAUUAUCAGCAAGGCCAUCUGGGACAGAAGACACAUGUUACAUUUCAGAAUGUUCUAGGUUGUAGAUGCAUGUUUUGUUUUGAUGUUGGUGACGUGAUGUUUUAACAGAAUGUGUGCGCUGCCCCAAACUGGACCCCAGGUGGUCAUGUGACCGGAUGGCGCUGUCUCGCAGCAGUGUGGAGGUUGUAAUGCAGGAGCCUUUAAAUAAAAACUAGAACAGCCAAUAAUUUCAGGUGAAACAACUGUAGGUUUAGUAAAACCCGUUUAAAGGAAGCUAAAUCAAGUGGGAAGUAGUCCUGACUGAGCUACUGAAUGAAAACUAACUGGUGAAGGUUACGAAACUUAAAACUUUAUCUUUACUUAAUGCUGGAAAGGUUUGAGUUCUACAAUGAAAACCUGCUGCAGACACAAAACCAAGCAGCGCAUUUCAAAGCUGUUCCACAUAAAUAAACGCCUGAGAAGGUCAAUCCUCAGGUCUUUAUCUUUUCUUUACUUGUCCCAUAACCAGGUAACGGUUUUAAGGUGGAAUACGCUAAGGCUCUGUGAUACAGAAGUGAUGACCAUCUGUUGAGGCCUAUGCUGAAAUAAAUACCACCUUAAGCACACUCAGCACCUAGAGCAAUAAGUUUAGUUUGUUAGAGAUUAGGUGAUAGUUGGGUGUAUUUGGUAGGAUGUAUCUGCAACAUAGAGGCUUUAGAUAUUCUCAGAGGUGAUUUAGCUUCAGGUUUGGAGAGUCUUAGACUUGUUUUUAUUUUUUGGCUUCCUAAAAGAAAAAUGCUGUGUUCACCAACGUUUCCCACCCAGAGCCCGUCUCAGCAGCAAAACCCAAAACCAUUUCUGACAGUUAGGCCAUUUUUGUGUUGUUGGAUUCUGUCAUAGGUUAAAUCCACUAGGUCAUUUAUCUGAGUUGCCCCAGAUGCCUGAUCUGAUUUCCAAAGUUUGUCAGCGUGAUGCUCCGGUUGGUCCGGUCAGAAUCAGCUGUCCGGCUCAGCACCACGCUCUCAGCGAUUGUCUAGGAUGCGUCGUGGUAUCGUGUUGGUGGUGGAUGCAGAUCAGCAGUGAGAGGAUGUCGUUGUAGCACCAGCCAUGUGUUUUCUCUGUUUCUCUUCCUUCAUCAUUAAUGGAAUGGCUCAUCUGAGUGUUCAAACCCGUCCUCUGGUCCCGUCUUGUAGUGGUUAGGUUGUAUAAAAGACUAUGAUGAUGAAGGUCGAGGGUCAAACCUCGCCCAUCCCGCUGUGUGUAAAAAUUAUGAUAUUAUUAGAAAAGGCAUGCAAAUGCGUUGUGGAGUUUGCAUGACGGUGUUUUUUGUACCCCACCCUCCUUACUGUGCACUUUACCAUCGGACCUGUUUAAUUAGCACAUUAGCUCCUAGCUACAACUUUACCCCGCGCGUUUGUGUGAACACAUGGGUACGUGUGUGUGUUUUUUUAUGUGAACUGCUGCCCUUUGACCUCUUGUCGCAUUUCCUCCAUCAGAACUGCUUGUUUCUGUUUAUGAACGAUGAGUCCGGAGCUGUGGGAUGAUCUCCCACCACGCCUCCGCUGGCCUUGUGUAUGUAUGUGUGUGUGUGUGCGUGUCUGUGUGUGUGUGCGUGCAUGUGUGUGUGUUGGCAGCACAAGUUUGUUCAGAUGUGCAAAGCAUUGGUUUGCAAGAUUUCACAAACAUCUGACAAGUUCUGAUCAGACCUGUUAAGGUACGCCAAGAUCCAUUUGUUUGUUUUUAUUCAGACCAAAGGGUUUCACCUCCCGUCACGUUCUCAAAACGUUUGCCACUAAAAUCAAAGAGCACAACGCAAGUUGAGUUUACACUGAGACCUUCAUCACAGAGCCCUGCCCCUUCCCCACCCACCAUCAGCCUCACCGCAUGUUGGUCUGUCGAUCAGCUGAUCCUCAUCAGAACAAAGUCUGCCUCCGGCCCAGUUUUACCUGUAGUCGUUAGGUUGAUCACCUCCUCUGUUCCGAGGUUCCUUCUGAGACGACGGUGGUGCUUUUCUUAGAUUUAUUAACCGCGGUUAUUCUUGGUAUUUUGGUGUUUGUUUUUCUUGUACAGCUUGUUAAUUAGUCGUGUUUCAGGAUCAAUGCUCCUCUGCAGGUUUCUGUUUGUUUGUUUGUUUGUUUAUAGUCUGAACCAGAUAAAAUUAUUUGGGGUUAUAUUUUGACUUUUAGAUUUUUUCUCCAGCUGAUUUAUUGCUUUAAAAGUCUUUUAAAUCUAUUCAAACAACAGGAAACCUGUUCAGUUGAAGACCAGCUUCCUGUUGUUUGCUGUCUGAAAGCUGCUGCCUGAUGAAGGACAAGUCAGCAGAAGGCACAUCUGGAUCUUUUUUAUGUGAGCUGAAACUCUGAAACAUUCAUGAGAAGCUGCAGAUGUUUCCCAGAUUUUUGUUUGUUUGUUUGUUUGUUUUGGGGGGUGCUUGUAAACAUUAUUGCUUCAGACUCUUUUCUGAAACAUAUUAGAGAAUACAAAUCACAUACACAUGGUAAUUAUUAAGGAUCAAGCUUCUUCUUUGAGUUUUAACAGAAAGUUCACAAAUUAUAACCCAUUUUCUUCAGUUUCAGGUCAGUUGUUAAAUUCUUACAAAUCUGCUGAGAAUAAGAUGUCAAAUCCAGAUGUUUUGCCAACAAAGAAACAUCUGGACUUGAUUGAUCCACACAAGAUUCUGUAACUUGUCUGUCACUGCGCAGCAGCUUCCAUAAAGUUGUGACAGUCCAAUAAAGUUUUACGUGAAUCAACAAUCAGCUGAUUCACAAUUCAUUGAAGACAAAUUCUGGUGUUUAGAUCUUGCUUUGUCUGUUGGCUGAUGCUCGAAAACCAGCGGAGCGCAUUCUCCUGCGUGAUGAAUCAAUAUUUAAUCCAGAAUACAUAGAUAUAUAAAUGUAAAUCCUACACAACAUACUGCUUUGUAAACCCGUCUGAACCGUCCUGUAGGUUCUGUACAGUUUCGGUCCGAGCGGGACACGAACAGCAGGAACAGAAUCACGCAGAGAGUGGAUGGGUGCCACUCAGAGACUCCAAAGAUUGACUUUAGCUGUUAGCAGAAACGCAGUGUGUUGUUUUGAACACAACACGAUGCGUUCAGGUUAGUCAUAUUUUCACUCAUCGGCUGUUGGUUUGAGUCUUCCUGAGAGAAUUUACAGAAACCAAAACCUGUUCCAGUCCCGCUCCGGACAACCACAUUAAAACGUUUAUUUGUGUUUGUUUGUUUGUUUGUUUGUUGCAGGAAAAGCUGCGACUCGUUCUGAAUUGUUGAUGCUCUAUUUGAACGUUACUCUUUUCAUCAAACAAGACAGUAUUUGGUUUAUAUCAGUGUUUUAUUUGCCUAGUGGGAGAAGUUAGGGGAGUGGUCACAUAAUAGACCACACCCACAUAAUCCCUACCAUAAUAAGUAAAGAAUACACCUAGCAUUAUUAUUAUUACUAUUAUUAUUAUUAUUGUUGUUGUUAUUACUAUUAUAACCAUAAAUGAGGAAUUAAAUGCAGUCAAACAUUGGCAAAAACCCAGAAGAACGAACAGCUUCACACAACGUGAUGAACUGAAAACAUCAAAGGGAGGUUGCAAAAAUUCUAUAAUAGCAAUGAUUUAAAGACGUACAAAAGGAGUUUAUGUUCUCAUAAAAAAAUAGUAGUAAUAUUGAAUAUUGAAUGCUCGCAAUUUUGUCAAACUGAAACUGGAACUUUGUGUUAUGUAAUUAUUGUAAAUAAGUUCAAAGAGAGAAAAAUGACUUGCAUGUCUAUGUAUAAAUCUACUGAGAUAUCUAUUCCUGUCAAAGUUGAAGAGCAGGUUGAUCUCUGUCCUAUUUUGCCACUUUAGUCCCCCUGACGUCACCUUGUCCUUAGCCCUGCCGUCUCUGGUCCUGGUAUUCUGGCUGCGCGGCUGAAAGACAACAGCAGAGAGACAGAAACCCAAACCUUCCGGUGCCACCAGGCUCAGUUCUGAUCACGUAUUCAUGCCCUGCAGCAGGAAGAAUACAGAACGCGUUUUUAGUGGCAGAACUUUCACAGGUGUCAGCAGCAUGAUUACAACCACACCUCCAUCCACAGCUCCAGCUCCAGAGGCCCCACCCACUGGCUCUUCUGAUAAAAGUGCUUCCCUCCAUAUUAGGAAACCCUGCCUCCGGGGCUACAGAAGCAACACCCCUAACUACCUGGGAAGUCCCAUUAGUUAUCACGAACUCUCUUUGUCUCUCAGCCAUUAACAAACAACUUCAACAGAACCCUUUUACUGCUCUUCCCCCAGUAUUUAGUCUGCACCCAACCCUCUAAAACGGGUUUCUCUACCAGGUCACAGUCAUAUCCAAAUCUAGAAUAUUUCAGUUAGCCACACCCCAUGGUGCUGCUUCUACCACCCAUUUUAGAGCCAAAGCACACAUCCAUUGAUGCGACACAUGUCUGGAACUUGUCCUAAAAAUGGGCUUUGUGUUGACAUCACCCAGACCUCCUCUUCAGGACUUUAGGUCCAGUUUUAUAUCCCAAGUUUCAGCAAGCAGUUGGUCCUCUUGAUGUACCUCAGAACAUCAUCAGUCUUCCUCCUUCGUGGCGGGGCCAUUGUUUUGUUCCUUGCAAUUUUCCUGACAGAGAUCUGAGCUCUAAAGCCUCAAAAGGCAGAAGAGAAAACUGGAUCUGAAAAUUCCUGUUUCAGAAACUCUGGAGAGCCCAUUUAUUCACUGGAGUUCAUGGCUUUGAUGAAGGUGGUUCUGUCUGAGUUGUCACCUUAUUUAAGGCCCAAUCUCUACCCUUGAGCUGGCCAAUCAAAACACAUGCAAUAUUCUGAGAAACAAGGGCUGAUCUAAAGAGGUGACGGGCCAAGGGCAAGUGAUCAUUCCUUGAGGAACAGAACCAGGAAUUCUGGAGAGUAUGUUUUGAGGCAGACAGAUGAGAGGAACUGGCAAAUAGACAUGUGGAAACCAGCAGACAGACGGGUGGAAACCAGCAGACGGAUGGGACAAUUGUCAAGCGGUGACGUCAGACAAACAUUAAAAAUGCAAAAACAGGACAGCAGCGUUGCUCUUCACAUGCAACUUUGACUGGAAAUGCAACUUGUGUCCCGUUUUUUUUGUGUGUGUAUGUGUGCGUAGCGUAAUGUAAAAGCGAUCUGCCCCCCCUCCCCCUCCCAGUCUCACCCCUCCUCCCCCUCUCUCGUACUGCUGUUGGCUGUUCUGUUUAGUUCAUGUGACGUGCCAGUACCCCCCCCCCCCCCCCCCAUUUACCUCCCUCACCCCUCCUCCUCCUCUUUCUCUCUCCCUUCUUCCUCAGCCUCCCCCUUUCUCUUCAUGGAUCUUUAAGAUGACAACUCUAUGCAGAUGCUGUCUUUUAUAAGUGUGUCAAAUUUUAAUUUAAAAUAAAAAAAACCCUGACAGACAUAUUGAAAUGAAACAAAAAAAUUAAUAAAGAAAAGGAUUGUUGAGUGUACCUUUUGAGUUCUUUAAUGUCUCACACUGGUUUAAUCUUCUCCGAUCCCUAAUAAAGACAAGAGUGAACCAACGUCA
Messenger RNA from Nothobranchius furzeri (turquoise killifish), 8398 nucleotides. The record is from RefSeq and is a predicted model, not a curated record. Lineage: Eukaryota; Metazoa; Chordata; Actinopteri; Cyprinodontiformes; Nothobranchiidae.